Molecule: messenger RNA, 1419 nt
Organism: Fusarium tjaetaba
Lineage: Eukaryota; Fungi; Ascomycota; Sordariomycetes; Hypocreales; Nectriaceae
Exons: 1
Coding region: 1-1419 (472 amino acids)
Source: RefSeq, a predicted model, not a curated record
AUGGCAAUGGCGCAGACCAGCAGUUCGUUACCGGGUCACCUACACGGUCACGGCUUUGGGCAUGGUAAUCAACACGGCCAUGGGCAUGCUAAAAUAACAAAACCUCGCAGUCGACCUGCUGUGAAGCCGAUCCUCAAGAAACUGCAAUCGCACCACUCCCACUCGGAAAAGAAUUCUCUCGAUUUGGAUCGCGGUUGGGACGAGCAGGGUCAAUUUGGUUAUUCCUCGUAUAAUGUAGACGGCGACGACUCGUCUUAUACGGCAGGUGCAUCAGCACUGCCAACACCUGCCGCCCGCGCACGCGAUGUCAGCUUCUCUAUAUCGGCCACGGAUCUGAGCAAUGGAGGUGCUCGCUCAAACAAAUAUUCGCAAGGGCAUGCUCGUUCUACCAGUGGCACUUCUCAUGCUUCUAUUGCGACUUCUGCUAGCGGUGGCAGAAACGGCUCCUUUGUGCAUCCUUUCCAACAAACGCCGCGCACCUCAACACCACCUCUCUCCUACGCCAACUCGCUCGCUUCCCUGGACAAUACCACCGGACCUCGCGAUUAUUCUCCCACGAUAACUGAGAACGAAGACAAUAUCGACUCUCAGAGCCUUCAGACUUCGACUCGUGCCUAUCAUUCUGGUUCCCGGCCCCGCCGUCCCUCUCUUGCUAGUCAGCGCACCAGCUCGUUAUCAGAUGUGAAUCAACCGCUGCGCAUCACUACCAACGGCCGCACCGCCACAGGAAUAUCUGCGCGAAAGCCCCAUAGCAUCGUGACUCGCAGCCGAUCUGACCUCCACCUGAACACGGGCUCAACCACGGCUCUCGACUCUGCGUCAAGCACCAGCCCACCUUCUGGUUCCUUUGUUUCACCCCAGAUGAUCGCUGCGUCUACAUCCUCCAACGCAAUGUCACCACUCCGGAGCUCUCUCGACAUGAGCGGUUUCCGUCUCCGCUCACGCAGCGAGGUUGACACUGUCACCCGCCAGGAGAACGUCCGCGAGGCCCGUCGUAAGUUUGAGGAAAAAGAACGAGCCAAGGAGGAAAAGUAUGCCCGUGAGCAGAUCCGCAAACAGGAACGUGCAGAGAGUCGCGAAGCCCACCGCUUCAACAAGAAUGGUCGCAAGGGUAGCUUUGGAACUUCUCGAAUCUCGUGUGAUCGUGUGUCCAGUAGUACUGACAUCCGACCUUCGAUCUCUCGCAAGACUACUGGCACUGGUGUGGGUCUGGGGUUGACCACCGAGAACGAGAAGGUCGACUUUGGUACCCGAAGCUACGAUACUGUGCCUACAGGCCAGACACCUGGCGCUAGAGCUGACGAUGUGCACUUUCAAUCAACUCACCGAAGCAAAACCACCAAGCGAAAAACUACCAGUGCUUGGACCGCUUUUGUUCUGUGGUUGAGAACGCGACUGCUCAAGCUUGGUCGAAGAUAG